AUGAUCAAAAGUUUUCUGGAGUCAAUACCCGAACUUCAUACGGCAUUGGGUCCUGCCAACAGCGUGCUACUAGCCAAGGUCCGAGAGCUGUGUCGCCCUCAAAUCACAAGCCACAGCCUCAAUACGAUCCGGCAGACCAUUGAGGCGGACGUUACUUACAUGAAGUCUGCGCUAGAUCUUAGAAAUCAGAGAACCUUUGCUGUCAAAGCGGGCAUCAACGGAAUGCUUGAUGUUGCUCGCCAGACAUACAAAGAGCUCACAGAAGAUAUCCACCAGCACAUCGAUGCUCUGAAUGAGGCACACGGACUUGAUGCUAGCCUCCGAUACGAUAAUGGGCGUAAAUAUUGGCUAAGGCUACGAGCGGCAGACUUUGAUGACCGUCCCCUUCCGGACCUGUUGAUCAAUGUGGUACGAAAGAAGGACAAGAUUGAAUGCCAGACACUUGACUUGGUCAAGCUCAAUCUGAGGUUAUCCGAUACCUCUAAUGAGGUUGUCAUUCGAAGCGACAAGGUUAUACAAGACUUGCUGAAAGAACUACGUUCCGACAUCCCACACUUGUUCCGCGUUUGCGAAUCGGUUGCGCUUGUCGACAUGAUCACUUCCUUUGCGCAGCUUGCAACUACCAGGGACUACGUGAAGCCAGAUCUCAGCACGACGCUCGCAUUGAAAGCAGCGAGACACCCUGUCCUCGAUAAAACUAUGAACGGCACCUUUGUGCCCAACGAUUACUACUCCACAGAGCAAUAUUGCUUCCACAUCGUGACGGGUUGUAAUAUGAGUGGGAAAAGCACGUACAUACGGGCGGUCGCAUUGCUUCAGAUCAUGGCGCAAAUAGGAUCCUUUGUGCCGGCAGAGUAUGCCGCAUUCUCCAUAAUCCACAGCAUAUUUGCGCGAGUUUCGCUUGACGACAACAUUGAAAGCAACCUUUCGACUUUUUCUGUCGAAAUGCGAGAGAUGUCUUUCAUCCUGAGGAACAUUGACGACAAGAGCCUUGCGGUGAUUGAUGAACUGGGCAGGGCUACGAGCAACCGAGAUGGUCUUGCAAUUGCAAUUGCGAUGUCUGAAGCCUUGAUUCAAAGCAAAGCAUCUGUCUGGUUUGCGACCCACUACGUUGAUCUGACGAAGGUUCUCGCGGAUCGUCCAGGUAUCCUCAACCUUCACCUAGCUGCCACUACAUCGACAACUGAAGACGGUUUGCCUCAUAUUACGAUGCUUUACAAGGCGACCUCUGGUGCCAUCAGAGGCGAAGACCAUUAUGGCAUCAAUUUGGCACGUGCUAUCGGGCUUCCUCAGUCCUUCAUUGACAAAGCAGAAGCAGUAGCCAAGGACAUCAGGCGAAAACGAGAAACGACCAAGCGUAACUCAGAGUCAGCUAGGCUCGUAGCCCGCCGAAAGCUCAUUCUCAAUCUGCAGGAUGCAUUGAGGCAGGCUAAAGAUUCUGGAAGCGAGGAGGCGCUCCCCGGUUAUCUGCAGCGUUUACAAGAAGAUUUUGUUGCCCGCAUGGAGGAAAUUGACAAUAUGUAG
Messenger RNA from Fusarium musae, 1524 nucleotides. RefSeq lists its product as uncharacterized. Gene Ontology annotation, biological process: reciprocal meiotic recombination; mismatch repair. Bases 1 to 1524 code for a protein of 507 amino acids. Gene Ontology annotation, cellular component: nucleus. NCBI's taxonomy places the organism in Eukaryota, Fungi, Ascomycota, Sordariomycetes, Hypocreales, Nectriaceae. The transcript has 3 exons. The record is from RefSeq and is a predicted model, not a curated record. Gene Ontology annotation, molecular function: ATP-dependent DNA damage sensor activity; mismatched DNA binding; ATP binding.